This is a messenger RNA of Aplosporella prunicola CBS 121167, 1493 nucleotides long. RefSeq lists its product as uncharacterized. Gene Ontology annotation, molecular function: NADP binding; NAD binding; aspartate-semialdehyde dehydrogenase (NADP+) activity. NCBI's taxonomy places the organism in Eukaryota, Fungi, Ascomycota, Dothideomycetes, Botryosphaeriales, Aplosporellaceae. The record is from RefSeq and is a predicted model, not a curated record. The coding region runs from base 93 to 1205 and encodes 370 amino acids. Gene Ontology annotation, biological process: L-threonine biosynthetic process. The transcript is spliced from 4 exons.
UGGUCUGCCUGUGACUCUUUAGCUACAAUACUCUACAUAGCACCAGCUGCAACCAAGCAAAAACAUUCCGUUCUACAGCAACCUCUCGCACAAUGGAUGUCCAGAACUUUACUUCGACGAACCGUAACUUCCCCAAGAAGAAGUGCGGUGUGCUAGGCGCAACGGGCUCGGUCGGCCAGCGCUUCAUCCUCCUCCUCGCGCUGCACCCGCACUUCACGCUGCACGCAGUGGGAGCCUCUGAGCGCUCAGCCGGCAAGAAGUACAAGGAUGCAGUGAAGUGGAAGCAAGCGCUGCCGAUGUCGAAGGAGCUAGGCGAGCUGGUGGUGAAGCGGUGCGUGCCGGAGGAGUUCGCCGAGUGCGACCUCGUCUUCUCGGGGCUGGACAGCGACGUUGCUGGCGAAACGGAGAUGGCCUUCCUCAAGGCCAACCUCGCCGUCUUCUCCAACGCCAAGAACUACCGGCGCGACCCGCUGGUGCCGCUCGUGGUGCCGACAGUCAACAUCCCGCACCUGGACGUGCUGAAAGCGCAGCGCGCGCAUUACCAGCUGGAGAAGGGCUUCCUCGUGUGCAACUCGAACUGCGCCGUCAUCGGCAUCGUGAUCCCGUUCGCGGCGCUGCAAGCCAAGUUCGGCCCCGUCGAGUACGUCAGCGUCGUCACGAUGCAAGCCGUGUCCGGCGGCGGGUACCCGGGCGUCAGCAGCAUGGACAUCAUCGACAACGUUGUCCCCUUCAUCUCGGGCGAAGAGGACAAGCUCGAAACCGAGGCGCAGAAGAUCCUCGGGUCUGUCAACGAGGACGUCUCUGGCUUUGUCGACCAGACCCUCAAGGUCUCCGCUGCCUGCAACCGCGUCCCGGUUAUCGAUGGCCAUACCGCCUGCGUCUCGCUGCGCUUCAAGAACCGCCCGGCCCCUAGCGCGGAAGACGUCAAGACCGCGUUCAGGGAGUACGUGUCUGAGGCGCAGAAGCUGGGCUGCCCCUCCGCGCCCGAGAAGGCCAUUGUGGUCAUGGACGAGCCGGAUCGUCCGCAGCCGCGCCUUGAUCGCGAGACGGAUCGCGGGUAUGCUGUUAGUGUAGGCCGGGUGCGGGAGGACGAGAGCGGCUUGUUCGAUAUCAAGUUUGUCGCGCUGAGCCAUAACACUGUUAUUGGUGCUGCUGGCUCGUCCAUCUUGAACGCGGAGGCGGCGGUGCUUAAGGGCUUUGCUUAGGCGUCUGGUCUAGGUGACGGGUGUGGGGAUGUGGGAUAUGGGGUGUGGAAAAAUGGCCGUCGGGGCCGCGUGUGGAGUAUAGUUAUUAUUCGUUCAAUGAGAUACCUGAUUCUUACGUCUAUUUUCGGACUCCCGCGUCUGGUGUUGGGGGAAGUGUCGUUGUUGCGUUUGUUGUUGGUUUUUACUGUUCUGGGGGUUGAUACUCGGCACGUUGUGCGUCUCUCUCUCUGCCUGUCUACUUCAGACAACCAAAUCAACGCUUAUAGAAGAAAAGAAAAUUGAUUGAUU